UGGCGCUGUAGCUGUAUCUGCUGCAGAAAAGCGGAGCAGCAGAAGAUCUGGGUCUGGGUUUGAGAAGAUGCAGAAGAUCUCCGAGUUCAGAAGCGGAGGAACUUUAACAGGAGCUGAACUGCUGAAGAAAUGAAGGACGUCCUGUUGCGCCUCUCCUCCUGCUUGUAAUGUCCACAGUGUCUUCAGGCUCAAAUUUCCCUUUAAAAAACACAUAUACAGAAUAUUCCAGAGAGUUUUAAGCUGCUAAAGGAUUAAAAGUAAGAAAAUGACACCAGAAAGAAUUUCCAGUACUCAACCAACGUCAUCAUCUGCAGACAAGAGGACAUCUCACACCACCACAGAGCAUGGGCAGAGUUCUGGAGACCUAGGCAUUUUAAAUAAAAACCAACGCGCUUCUGCUGGAGAGAAAUCGUUUUCCUGUUCGCAGUGUGGGAAGACUUUUAUGAGAAAUUGUAGUCUCAAACGACACCAGCUAAGUCACGCUAAAAAGAAGGCAUAUGACUGUUCAGAUUGUGGAAGCACAUUUUCGAAACUCGUUCUUUUACAAGUACACCAGCGCAUUCACGCUGGAGAGAAACCAUAUCUCUGCUCAGAGUGCGGGAAGAGUUUUAAUCGCAAAGAUUCUCUCCGACUACAUCUGCGCACUCACACAGGAGAGAAACUGUUAACCUGUUCAGACUGUGGGAAGAGUUUUACCAGACAGAAUUCACUCGAUCAACACCGGGUCAUUCACACUGGAGAAAAACCGCAUCACUGCUCAGAGUGCGGCCUGAGUUUUAGUCAAUCAAGUUCUCUCCGUGUUCACCGGCUCAGUCACAUGAAACCGACACCACAUCACUGUGCGGACUGUGGGAAGGGUUUUACCAACAAAAGCUACCUCAAAGUACACCAGCGUGUUCAUACAUCAGAGAAACCAUAUCACUGCUCACAGUGUGGAAAGAGCUUUAAGCAAAAGGACCAACUUCGAAUGCACCAGCGCGUUCACACUGAGUUCAAACCCUACUACUGCCCAGAGUGUCACAAGUGUUUUCCUCGUAACAGUAAUCUCCUAGUGCACCAGCGUGUUCACACUGGAGAGAAACCGUAUCAGUGCUCAGAGUGUGGGAAGACUUUUACUCAGCAGAAUUCUCUCCAACAACACCAGCGCGUUCACACUGGAGAAAAACCUUUUCACUGUUCAGACUGUGGGAAAAGUUUCACUCAGCAAAAUGCCCUCCAACAACACCAGCGCGUUCACACUGGAGAAAAACCGUAUCAAUGCUCAGACUGUGGGAAGAGUUUUGCAUAUCGCAAGACUUGUAAGAAUCACAAAUGCACAAAGAACAGUGAUACACGUUAGUAAAGAAAAAUAACAAAAUUGCUGUUUGUAGAAAGGAUUUCUAUAGGUAUUUCUUGUUUUAAAAUGGUUCUGGGAUUGACUACUUUGGGUUGAUUUACACUUUAUUUAAAUUUAAGGUCUUGGUGAACAAACAA
Molecule: messenger RNA, 1473 nt
Organism: Astyanax mexicanus (Mexican tetra)
Lineage: Eukaryota; Metazoa; Chordata; Actinopteri; Characiformes; Acestrorhamphidae
Product: zinc finger protein 239-like
Exons: 2
Coding region: 266-1339 (357 amino acids)
Biological process (GO): regulation of transcription by RNA polymerase II
Cellular component (GO): nucleus
Molecular function (GO): DNA-binding transcription factor activity, RNA polymerase II-specific; RNA polymerase II transcription regulatory region sequence-specific DNA binding
Source: RefSeq, a predicted model, not a curated record